Molecule: messenger RNA, 5557 nt
Organism: Cavia porcellus (domestic guinea pig)
Lineage: Eukaryota; Metazoa; Chordata; Mammalia; Rodentia; Caviidae
Gene: Tent5a
Product: terminal nucleotidyltransferase 5A
Exons: 3
Coding region: 357-1712 (451 amino acids)
Biological process (GO): mRNA stabilization
Molecular function (GO): poly(A) RNA polymerase activity; RNA binding
Source: RefSeq, a predicted model, not a curated record
GGCCACCGCGCCGCUCCGGGCCCCGGAAGCCUGGUAUAAAAAAAGUACUGAAGCUACUUCCCCUGCUCAAUCGCUAAAGCUCCGGGCGCGAACGAGUGCGGGUCGCGGAGGCACCAGGAGCCACCACCUCCGGGACCGCUGCAGCCUGGGCCGCAGGGGCGCGGGUGGGGGUGUGGGGCGGAGUGUCAACGCCGGCCGCGGAGAUCUGAGGAAGACUAAGUUGCUAGAGCGGCUGCUGGGAGCGCACGCGCAGCUCCUGGAACGGUUGUCGCCUCGCGCUUCCUCGCUCACCUAGCUCCUAGAAGGGGCGGCCGCCUCCAGGUGACACAGACGGGACUCUCGCUUGCGCUUUCCAGAUGCAUCCGAGAUACUUUUGGACUGACCAAGGCCAAGUGGCGCUCGGCGGACACUACAUGGCAGAGGGUGAAGGGUACUUUGCCAUGGCCGAGGACGAGCUGGCUGGAGGCCCCUACAUCCCCCUAGCCGGCGACUUCAGCGGCGCCGAUUUUGGCGGCGAUGACAGCCUUGGCGGGGAGUGCUUGGACUACUGCGAAAGCCCCACCGCGCACUGCAACGUGCUGACCUGGGAGCAAGUGCAGCGGCUGGACGGCAUCCUGAGCGAGACCAUCCCGAUCCACGGCCGCGGCAACUUCCCUACGCUGGAGCUGCAGCCCAGCCUCAUCGUCAAGGUAGUGCGGCGGCGCCUGGCCGAGAAGCGCAUCGGCGUCCGCGACGUGCGCCUCAACGGUUCGGCCGCGAGCCACGUCCUGCACCAGGACAGUGGCCUGGGCUACAAGGACCUGGACCUCAUCUUCUGCGCCGACCUGCGCGGGGAAGAGGAGUUUCAGACUGUGAAGGACGUCGUGCUGGACUGCCUGUUGGACUUCUUACCUGAAGGGGUGAACAAGGAGAAGAUUACACCUCUCACGCUCAAGGAAGCUUAUGUGCAGAAAAUGGUUAAAGUGUGCAAUGACUCAGACCGGUGGAGUCUUAUAUCCCUGUCAAACAACAGUGGCAAAAAUGUGGAACUGAAAUUUGUGGAUUCUCUCCGGAGGCAGUUUGAAUUCAGUGUAGAUUCUUUUCAAAUCAAAUUAGACUCUCUUCUCCUUUUUUAUGAAUGUUCAGAGAACCCGAUGACUGAAACAUUUCACCCCACAAUAAUCGGUGAGAGCGUCUAUGGUGAUUUCCAUGAAGCCUUUGAUCACCUUUGUAACAAGAUCAUUGCCACCAGGAAUCCAGAGGAAAUCAGAGGGGGAGGCCUGCUUAAGUACUGCAACCUCUUAGUGAGGGGCUUUAGGCCAGCCUCUGAUGAGAUCAAGACUCUCCAGAGGUAUAUGUGUUCCAGGUUUUUCAUUGAUUUCUCAGACAUUGGAGAGCAGCAGAGAAAACUGGAGUCCUAUUUGCAGAACCACUUCGUGGGCUUGGAAGACCGCAAGUAUGAUUAUCUCAUGACCCUACAUGGCGUGGUGAAUGAGAGUACUGUGUGCCUGAUGGGACAUGAAAGAAGACAAACUUUAAACCUUAUCACCAUGCUGGCUAUCCGGGUGCUAGCUGACCAGAAUGUCAUCCCUAAUGUGGCUAAUGUCACAUGUUACUACCAACCGGCUCCCUAUGUAGCAGAUGCUAACUUUAGCAAUUACUACAUUGCACAAGUUCAGCCAGUGUUCACAUGUCAGCAGCAAACAUACUCAACUUGGCUACCCUGCAAUUAACAAUCAUUUAAAAAUAUCCUGUGGGGAAGCCAUUUUAGACAACUAGGAAAAAAAAGAAAAAAGAAAAAAAAAAGGAGUAACCCAGCCCUAAUUGGGGACAUGUUUUGUGCAAUUAUAUGCUCCUGGUUUUAAGCUUGGCAAAGUUUAUGGAUCUUUACAUUGGUAUGGGAGCAUGAUCUAUAAACCAUGACCCUCUUUAACUCUCCCCUUUCCUCCUUCUCAAUUGGAUUCUACCUUGAAACAAAAGAAACCUGUUGUUCAAAGCAAUUGGGUUUGCUUAAAACAAGGGAAAAAUUAUUGCUGACAAUAUGGGUUUGCAGUAAUUGCUCCCAUAGCUUUGCCAUGGUGUGGGAAAGUGGUUGAAAAACUUUUAAGGUGAAUUCACUAAAGGGAACACAGAGAGGAAAAACGUCUCACCCACCUUGUUUAUCAGUUCAGGAGUUCAGAUAGUAACAAUACAGGAAGAAGGGGAACUCCAACAUAGGGAUUAUUUAUCUGAGGCCUGUAGCAAGUGCUGUCUGUGGAAUGACACUGUUGGGCUAACAGAAACAGCCCUGCUCCGCAUGGACAGUAGUAGGUUGGUGCAGUUCUUAUAACAAACAGGAAAAUUUGUGAUGACACAAUCCAUUAAUUCCAGCUGCGUACAUAGCUCGCGUUUUUUUUUAAAUGUAAAAUGCAAGCAAAAACAGCUGUAGUGAAGAAAAUAUGCUCAAGGACCAAAGAUUUAACAGAGAAAAGUACUCAAGUAUAGAGAUAUAGAAUAUAGUUAUUAUAUUUGUUACACUCCGGUAUACAUCUCAAAGUGCCUGUUGCUUUCUGAAAAUUUGAAGUGGAAAAAUUUAUCUUAUGGUUUAAUGAUAAUUUUAUUUUAUCAGGGACUCAGAAAAAAAAUAAAACAAUAUAUAAGCUUGUGAAUGGUGGAGGAAGUGCCCUAUUUUUUAACAAAUACAUGUAUAAAGUUGAUAUUGUUGGUGUGAUGUUACCAUAGGUACAUGUGUAUAUUAUGUGUGCAUAUGCAUACAUGCUGUAUGUGUAUAUGUAUACACACUACAUUGACUAUGAUCUAGAACAGAAAAUGUUUAAAUACUAUGUACUUUUAUGUUUAGGAUGACAUGAAAUGUGGGCAUACGCAAUGAUGAAUUAAAACCCACAUCUAAACAAAUCAAAGCGUAUGGGGUAGGGGGACAAGUAAUAUAUUUGAUAAGAGCAGAAAUUAUACAUUUUUGGUGAGGUUUUUGAGUUUUUUGUUUGUUUUAUUUUUGUGAACCAGAUUAUCCCACAAAUGGCAGAAUUUUGGCAGAAUACUUUCUUAAAAACUAUUUGAACUACCAUCUUGACAAUUUGAGCCCAUUUUUUUUCUUUUUAAAAUAAUUGCGUACCUCCAUGGUAUGUAAUCUUGUGAUCAUGAAUCAGUGUAGGCUACCUAAAUCUCUUAACUGCUAAAAAUAAUUUCUGGUGAUCUGAACACUACUUAUAAAUAUUGAAAUGAAUUUUUAAAUGAAUGCAUUCAGCAUUUUAGGACCACUAGAGUUUAGUAAAUGUGAAAUGACCCUUUUUAAAGAGUAUUUGCACAAUUGCAUAAAGUUUAUAUAUGAGAUAUAUAUUGUAUAUAACAUUUUAUAGAUUUAUGCCAGUAUGAAACAUCUUUGAUCUGGUUGUCUUAGUGCAUUUAAAUACUGAGUACUGUAUUUUAAAUUUAAUCACUUUGCAUUAAAUUAAACCCAACUUUAUUUUCUCCUUUCUAAGAGACCAGUUAUACUCUUGUAAAAUGAAUUAGUGUUACUGUUUUAGUUUGACGACAGGUAAUCCUAAAACCACCCCUUUUCUUACCCCUCUGGUCUCCAAAAAUGCGUUUGUUAAAACUCACACAUAAAAUCCACAUAAUCCCCACCAACCCUAUCCGUCAGAUGCCUACUAUGAUAAAUUCCUAAAGAUCCAACCAGAUAAAUUUUGUCAUUAAAGAGAGACCAGGGAAGAAAAUAGCAUUCUCCUAUUGAAGUGUAAUUUGUUUGUGUGCUAUCUGGGCAUCUUUCAGAUGUGAAAUACUACAUUAAUCCAGGCUCAUCUCUCUGGAUACCUUUUGUGCAUCUUUCUUUAAAGCCUUAAGGGGAACCUGAUUUGUUUGCUGUAGCAGCCUCCUGGUGAACUCUACCAGAGCUGUGAGAUGCCCUGCACUGCCACUCACUGUUUUCUAGGGAACUCUUCUGCUCCCAUGUUGGCUCUUACUCCCUCACCUCCAGCCCUGGGUUUGGAAAAUUAAUUGCAGAGUCCUAGGAAACAUUAUUCAACUUGCAGGAUAAGCCUGGCACUCAUCUGUCAGAAACCAGAGCUCUGCCUACUUGGCUAUUUGGAAGUUUUCUCAAAGAAAACUAAAGGAAUGCUGAGGAACAGAGGAGCAGCUGGGGAUCUGCUUUCUUCUCAUCCCAACUCCACAAAUGAGUUGUCUACUAUUUUAAAGAGUGUGGAGGUGUGGCUCUUCAGUAGCAGAAACCUGCUGUUAAUUUACGACACAGGUUUUUGUUUGAAGGAGCCUUUUUUGAAAACAUGCUUUUCAUUUAUUUUCUCAAAUAUUUAUAUUCUUUUCUUGCUUACUUCAGGGUUGGUAGCUUAGUUGGUACCUGGCAUUCAGUUAGAGCAGCCUGUGUUCUGCAACUUUUAGCGUUUUCUUUGAGACUUAUAUAAUUUAUUUCUAUUCUGUGUGGACUAUAGUCCUGUGUAUAUGUAGUUGAACGUUCGGUGUGAUAUAUGUCUCUGUGGAUGUGUGGCCUAAAAAUCUGAAUGUGUGAUGAGAGAGCUGCAGGUGUAGCUCACAGAGAACAGCUCUCAACUCCUGAUUGGUGCCUGUGAUUGGUUGCUUUGGUGUUUAUGUGGCCUAGUGUGCUGUUACUUUGAAAUAGGAAGAAUUCUCUUUCUACUGGAAGCUCGUCUCACCUGUCCAGUCUGGCAUGUCGAAGAACACUUAACCUUGUUACAUGCCCUCUUAAAAAAGUUUACUUCAUCUGCGAUAAAUCCAGCUGCUUCACCAAGUCCUAAACCAAGACAGACUUUUCCCUUCCAGAAAUGGGAUUGAGGAUAUGCUCACUUUGGUACUGGGUGGCCUGUUUCAACAUGGGUCCAAAAGAGGCAAUGGAAGAGCUUCUGUACUCCAAGCCAAGAAAGAGAUGAAAUAAGUGAACGUACUAUUUGUGCCGCCCCUUUCUGUUUGCUUAUUGUUAGUUGUUUUACUGUUCAUAAGCAAUGCUUGUUAAAUAAAUAUUGUAAACUAUUUUGUAAAUGAAAUGUAUUAUGUUGAAAGCUGUCAGAAGCUGUCAAAAUAAGCUUUUUUGUUGUGGAAGAUGAAGUGUGUUAGAUGAAACCAAAAAGUACAAAAAAAAGUGACUUCGUAUAUAUCACCUAUUUGAAUAUAAUCUUUCUUUAAGAUUUCUUUUAGCAUAGCCUUUUCAGUGCUAAAGAAGAAUCUAUAUAAUAUUUUAUUAUAAUACUGGCUUGCUAACAAAGUAAAUGGUAAAGGUACAAAGUGGGAAGAUUUCAAGGUAACUGGGAAGACUUGCUCCAAAGCUUUGCAGAAUGAAGGAGGCUCUGCCUGCUGGCUGUCUCUCGCUCCCACCUCUACAACCAUUGCGUGUUCAGAGGCAUCCUACUGCAGCAAGCUACACUUUGGGUCACUCUUUUGGAAUAUUAUAACUGUAGUGUGUCACAGGCAGAAAAGGAGUUGAUUGAAAAUGGACUCUUGAAAACUGACAGAUUUGAAUCAGUGCUAGAGGGAACAGAUUGUGAAAUUUGUUUACAGCAUCCAAUAUUUGGAUUUUUUUUGUAAAUAAAAAGAAGUUAUUUUUUUCUAUGGA